CGCUCGGCCGGGCUGCCGUGACCGCCGGGCACGGAGCGGCCCGAACCCCGAGCGCGCCGGGCAUCGUUUCGCGUGUUGGUCUGAGCAACGGCAAGCGAAGAAUAUGAACAGGAAAACAAGGCGCUGGAUCUUCCACAUCUUCCUGAGCCUGGGGAUUGUAUAUAUCAAGAUCGGGGGUUUCUCCUCUGUGGUGGCCCUGGGAGCCAGCAUCAUCUGUAACAAGAUCCCGGGGCUCGCCCCCCGGCAGCGGGCGAUCUGCCAGAGCAGGCCCGACGCGAUCAUUGUCAUCGGGGAAGGGUCCCAGAUGGGCAUCAACGAGUGCCAGUUCCAGUUCCGCAACGGGCGCUGGAACUGCUCGGCGCUGGGCGAGCGGACGGUCUUCGGCAAGGAGCUCAAAGUGGGGAGCAGGGAGGCCGCCUUCACCUACGCCAUCAUCGCGGCCGGCGUGGCCCACGCCAUCACGGCGGCCUGCACGCAGGGCAACCUCAGCGACUGCGGCUGCGACAAGGAGAAGCAGGGCCAGUACCACAAGGAGGAGGGCUGGAAAUGGGGCGGCUGCUCCGCCGACAUCCGCUACGGCAUCGGCUUCGCCAAGGUCUUCGUGGACGCCCGGGAGAUCAAGCAGAACGCCAGGACGCUCAUGAACCUGCACAACAACGAGGCUGGGCGCAAGAUCCUGGAGGAAAACAUGAAGUUGGAGUGCAAAUGCCACGGCGUCUCGGGGUCCUGCACCACUAAAACCUGCUGGACGACACUGCCCAAGUUCCGGGAGCUGGGCUACAUCCUCAAGGACAAGUACAACGAGGCCGUGCAGGUGGAGCCCGUCAGGGCCAGCCGCAACAAGCGCCCCACCUUCCUCAAGAUCAAGAAGCCCCUUUCCUACCGCAAGCCCAUGGAUACAGACUUGGUGUACAUAGAGAAAUCCCCCAACUACUGCGAGGAGGACCCGGUGACGGGCAGCGUGGGCACGCAGGGCAGGAUGUGCAACAAGACGGCGCAGCAGUCCAACGGCUGCGACCUGAUGUGCUGCGGCCGCGGCUACAACACGCACCAGUACUCCCGCGUCUGGCAGUGCAACUGCAAGUUCCACUGGUGCUGCUACGUGAAAUGCAACACGUGCAGCGAGAGGACAGAGGUGUACACCUGCAAGUGAGCGCUGCCCGGGCUGCUCCCUGCCUACAUUUGCACAUGCACCCGGCGGAGCCGAGCGGGACUGCGGCGGGAGCUGCUCUCCCCGGCCAGGUGCUGAUGGACAGAGCCCUCUCCUCCCUCCUCGCCUCUCGCCGCUUGUGUGGAUACACGUUUCAGACUCUUAUGGUCAGCCAAGAAACAAAAACAAACCAGCCCCACCGCGGGCCGCCAGACACGCAAAGGACAGAGAAAAGGAUCAUCCCAGUGAGCCUGCACCUCGGAGCUGCCUGCCCUGGGGAGGGACACCAGCCGGGGAGAAACCUCCCGCUCUGGGAAACGCUGCUGCGUGCCAGGAGCGGGGAGGGGUAGGGGGAAAUCCCCGCAAAAGGGCUUUGCACAGGGUGGCAUGGACAGAGCUGCCCGUGAGUUGCCCGUGGGAGUGUGUAAAUGACAGAGAUUCAGGCUUCUACACCCGUGAAAAGCUUCCACUGCUCUUGCCCGUCUUUCCACUUCUCAGCACUUGCUGCAGCAAGAAGAACUGUGGAAGGGCUCUGUAGACACUGCUUUAUCUGCCUUUCUCGUGUGUGUGAGCUGCAGAUUUUAGCACAGGGAUUUGGGACACUUGGGCAUAAUAAUAACAAUAUUUAACAAUUUAUUCAGAUAAAACUAAUAUUAAUUUAUUUAAUUAAAAGAAGAACUUUACCAACCUUUUUGGAACUAUUCUGCAAUUAAACUAGAUAGCUGGCUUUCUUUGUGGAAUAAUUUUGUAGGAUCAGCAAGGAAACACUGGAGCUGUAUAUAUUAUUCUUGACUAGGAUAUUUCUAUUAGUUGGACUUGCAAGAUAAGUUCUACAGUACUGGAUGUUUAAGGACAAAAGCUGGCAUCUUUAUAUAUAUGUACAUACACAAACACACUGUAUUUUUGGGUUUUUGUUUGUUUGUUUCCUCCUGUUUGCUGCUAGCUGUCUGGAACAAAAGUGGAGUGGUAGGGGUUACAAAUCUUUACCAGUUUUUGUGGUUAUUUUUUUUUUCUUCGAUUAAAGAAAGAAGCAUUAAUAAAAUCCUGUUUGGAAUAUGUCUAAAAAUAAGAAAAUCCAGACAAAAUUCCAUCUUUUGGAAAAAUCAACCAUAGGAUAAGAGAGUAUAUUUUGUAAGAGACUA
Molecule: messenger RNA, 2292 nt
Organism: Ficedula albicollis (Collared flycatcher)
Lineage: Eukaryota; Metazoa; Chordata; Aves; Passeriformes; Muscicapidae
Gene: WNT7A
Product: Wnt family member 7A
Exons: 4
Coding region: 104-1153 (349 amino acids)
Biological process (GO): cell fate commitment; canonical Wnt signaling pathway; neuron differentiation
Cellular component (GO): extracellular region
Molecular function (GO): cytokine activity; frizzled binding
Source: RefSeq, a predicted model, not a curated record